Molecule: messenger RNA, 747 nt
Organism: Aureobasidium melanogenum CBS 110374
Lineage: Eukaryota; Fungi; Ascomycota; Dothideomycetes; Dothideales; Saccotheciaceae
Exons: 4
Coding region: 1-747 (248 amino acids)
Source: RefSeq, a predicted model, not a curated record
AUGUCAAACAUUCCUGGCCUAAGUCAAGAGGUUCGCAACCUCAGACGCCCUCUGAGCACUAAUGCCUACUACUCUUGUUCGCAGCAAGAGUGGGACGUCCUGUGUCGCCAGACUUUGGUGCCUGCCUCUAGGGCAAGGGCUACCACCGCUCUCAUGAAGAAGAGCAGAGCUGGCAAGAUCCACGAGACCGCGGAUGGCGAAGCGGCUCUGGCAAGAUGUUCUGCCUGUACCCAGGGCAACAAUGGCAAUGGAUAUCCUUGCUACCUCUCCUCCAACGGCACCACAAAGUCUUGCGCACAUUGUGCGUUUUCCAACAAGUCGAAGUGUGAUGCUCAGCGUGCUCCCGCCGCCGCCAACAACCCUGUCGCCCCUCUCCCUGCCGCCCCUCACCCUGCCGCCCCUCACCCGGCUCUCCUCCCUCCCCCUGCUGUCGCCGCUCAGGCCCCUUACCCGGCCUUUGCACCCCCUGUUCAGCAGUUCGUCCCGGGCCCUGCCAACAACGUUGGCAGUGCUCCUGUCGCAGCCCACCAGCCUCUCCCACCUCGUGAGUGGACAGACGAGGACCUGAAAACCCUCCUCACAGAGGAGGAAUUUCUUGAGCUGUUCAACAGCUUGAGAAGGGAUCACGAGAACCAGCCCUUCUUUCGAGUCGACACCAUGGGGGAGAGCGAGAUUUCGAUAUCUCCCAUGCCAGUUUAUCUCCUUCAACAUAUUAUCGAAAUGCAGAAUAGUUUGGGGUUUGGUUGA